Helobdella robusta is the source of this 750-nucleotide messenger RNA. RefSeq lists its product as hypothetical. The record is from RefSeq and is a predicted model, not a curated record. Lineage: Eukaryota; Metazoa; Annelida; Clitellata; Rhynchobdellida; Glossiphoniidae. Bases 1 to 750 code for a protein of 249 amino acids. Gene Ontology annotation, molecular function: copper ion binding. The transcript has 2 exons.
AUGGAAGUGUGCGUUGACUGCAUAGACUCAGCUGUUGAGGCAGAGUGUGGGGGCGCGAAGAGGGUUGAACUCUGCAGUUCGCUCAUAUCUGGGGGUCUCACCCCAUCUCUGGGGCUCUUGCUAACUGUCAAAAAGUUGAUCAAGAUCCCAGUUUUUGUGAUGGUCCGGGCCAGGGAGGGCGAUUUCAAUUAUUCCCGAUACGAACUGGAUUGCAUGCUGAUCGACGCGAAACUUCUGAAAGAUAAUGGAGCUGAUGGUUUUGUGUUUGGAUGUUUGAGACCUGACGGAAGCAUCGAUGUUGAAUGCUGCCAGGAACUGAUUGAUGUUUGCAAGCCCCACCCACUGACAUUCCAUCGAGCAAUUGACGUAAGUUCAAAUCCUGUCAGCAAUUUGAAAAUUCUCAUAUCAUUGGGGUUUGACAGGGUCUUGACAUCCGGUGGUGAAUAUACUGCUCUUGAAGGAUCUCCAGUUAUCAAAGAGAUGGUGCAACAUUUUGGAAAUGAGAUCAUCGUCGUGCCAGGUGGGGGUGUAUCAGAAACAAAUCUUCAACGAAUACUCGAUGAGACAGAUGCCAAGGAAUUCCAUGCUUCAGCCACCAAUCUCAAAAUCUCAUCUAUGACCUACACAAACCAAUCUGUAUCUAUGACGUCAUCCUCGUACAACAGCCACCAUACCAGUGAAUAUGCAAGGAAGGUUUGUGACAGGAACAGAGUGAAGGCCAUGGUGAGAAUUUGUAAUGGUGGAUUGUAA